GUGAUAGUUUCUACACUCGUCGAGGUUAUUUCUUGUCUGGAAUAAUGUAACAGGUCCGCCAACAAGUUGUGUUAAGUGGUUUCGAGAAGACAUAUGGAUUAUCGGCGUUUAUUCUGAAAUGCACGAAAUUUUCCAAAUUCGAAAUGAUACUGAAGAGUAUAAUCAGUUGCUUCAUAUGCCUGACAAUUCUGUUUGCUGAAGCCAAGCCGCCGAAACCUACAAUUCUAGUGACUGGUGGAGGAGGUUAUAUAGGAUCCCACACAAUAGUAGAGUUAUUAAACGACAGUUACUCAAUCGUGGUGCUGGAUAAUCUUUCUAAUUGCUACGCCUUCAACGCCACAGAAAAACCCGAAUCUCUCAAAAGAGUUGAGAAACUCACUAACAAGAAUGUGGUAUUUAAUAACAUCGACAUUAGAGACGAGAAAUCACUUGACAAAGUAUUCAAAACCUAUAAGAUCGGUGCCGUGAUCCAUUUCGCAGCCUUGAAAUCUGUAUCUGAAUCAACGAGGAAACCUGUGGAAUAUUAUGACAAUAAUGUGGCUGGAACCAACACUUUGAUUCAAGCAAUGCAGAACAACAAAGUGAAGAAGUUGAUAUACUCUUCGUCAGCAACAGUUUAUGGAAAUCCACAGUACCUCCCACUGACUGAAAAUCAUCCUACGGGACAAAAUAUAACAAACCCUUAUGGAAGAUCUAAAUAUUUCACUGAAGAAAUCCUGAAGGAUCUCUCGUAUGCUGAUUCUCAAUGGAAGAUAAUUCUUCUGAGAUACUUCAAUCCAGUUGGCGCUCAUCCAAGUGGACUUAUUGGAGAAGAUCCAACUGGCAUCCCUAAUAAUUUGAUGCCCUAUCUUUCACAGGUUGCAAUAGGAAGAAGAGACCACCUCAAAAUAUUCGGUUCAGAUUAUCCAACUCCAGAUGGCACUGGCGUGCGUGAUUUCAUCCAUAUAAUAGACCUGGCAAGUGGUCACUUAAGAGCCUUGAAGAAACUGAUGGAUCCUGAAUUCAGAGGAUGUAAAGCGUAUAAUUUGGGAACGGGCAAAGGAUAUUCUGUGUUAGAUUUGGUGAAGACUUUUGAGAAGGUCUCUGGAAGAAGGAUCAAUUAUCAGAUAACAGAUAGGAGGAGGGGAGACUUAGCUACAGUAUAUGCGGAUCCGAACUUGGCAGAAAAAGAGCUCAAAUGGAGGGCUGAACGGUAUAUUGAACAGAUGUGUGAAGAUACUUGGAGGUGGCAAAUGCAAAAUCCGAAUGGUUAUCACACAGACGAAGAAGAAUCGAAUUGAACUUUGUUUUUCAAUUCUACGAGGAUUUUAUUGAAGUUCGCUCUCUUCAGCGAAUUUUUUCAUAACUGCUACUUUCUGGUGAAGAUGAUGACUGUUGAAACUUUGGGUUGAGUUGAAGUGUCUCUCAUAAAUUAACUAAAAUCCCAGAAAAGUUUUGGAUCACUUACAUUAAUAACUGUUUCUUAGGAUGUAACUUUCAUAAAAAAAAAACUAAACUCUUCAUAAAUG
This is a messenger RNA of Coccinella septempunctata (seven-spotted ladybird), 1508 nucleotides long. Its product is annotated as UDP-glucose 4-epimerase-like. Gene Ontology annotation, biological process: beta-D-galactose catabolic process via UDP-galactose, Leloir pathway. The coding region runs from base 144 to 1280 and encodes 378 amino acids. Gene Ontology annotation, molecular function: UDP-glucose 4-epimerase activity. Gene Ontology annotation, cellular component: cytosol. The record is from RefSeq and is a predicted model, not a curated record. The transcript is spliced from 6 exons. Lineage: Eukaryota; Metazoa; Arthropoda; Insecta; Coleoptera; Coccinellidae.